Penicillium vulpinum is the source of this 1695-nucleotide messenger RNA. RefSeq lists its product as uncharacterized. The transcript is spliced from 6 exons. Bases 1 to 1695 code for a protein of 564 amino acids. Gene Ontology annotation, cellular component: peroxisome. Gene Ontology annotation, biological process: lipid homeostasis; fatty acid beta-oxidation using acyl-CoA oxidase. NCBI's taxonomy places the organism in Eukaryota, Fungi, Ascomycota, Eurotiomycetes, Eurotiales, Aspergillaceae. The record is from RefSeq and is a predicted model, not a curated record. Gene Ontology annotation, molecular function: fatty acid binding; FAD binding; acyl-CoA oxidase activity.
AUGUCUUUUCCGUCUCUCAAAUUGCUUCAUCUACCCUUAUUCAAGGGUAUUCCAGAAGAUGUUACUGACCAUGAGAGAGCCUAUCGCAGUUACCAGCGUGCUGCCGCUGUUGUCAAAGCUUACGGGAUGACAGCAGCAGAUAUCCUUCAAUGCACGCCAAGGUUCUGGGAAUUUUAUCUAGAUCUCAUCGGGGCUUUCGACUGCGCUACAUAUACGUUGGUGACGAUCCAAAUGAAUCUUGCGGCUGGGACCUUGGCCCCUUUUGCAGAGAAACAACCGCAGUACCGAAAGCUCCUGGAUCAGAUUUUGAACUUUGAAAUCUCGGCACAGUAUAUGCUGACUGAGGUUGAGCAUGGGUUAGAUGCAAAUAAUUUGGAAACAACUGCAACAAUGCUUCCAACUGGAGAGUUCGAUCUGCACACCCCGAGCCUUGGUGGCGCAAAGAUUAUGCCACCGUCUUUGCCCGUAAAGGGUUUACCAAAAGUUGCGAUUGUAUUUGCCCAACUUAUUGUUUCUGGCGAAACUCGUGGCGUCAGGCCAUUUAUUACUUGGCUUAACGAUGGAAAGCAUAUGUGCAAUGGUGUGACUGCAAAAUUGCUCCCCAGACGAGCAGCAUCAAAACCAGUGAAUCAUGCCAUUACAAAUUUUAAUCAUGUCCGUCUGCCUCAUUCAGCUCUCUUAGGAACUCUGGACAAGCCAAAGGAUGUUCGAAAGCACUUUCUAUCAUCUAUCUGGCGCAUUGGAGUUGGUACUCUUGCUUUGCCACUCAACAUGAUCUCGGUAAUGAAACGGGCUGUUUUCGUCGCAGGAAAAUAUAGUCAGCGUCGGCAUAUAUCAGGGCCAGACCAGAAACUCAAGCCCAUUAUCUCCUUCCCAACUCAAUACGGCCCCAUACUGCAUGCAUUGGCCCAGAUCUUUGUUUUCGAAGCUUAUGCUCGAAGGAGCAUUCAGUACUUCCAAGACACCAAUUUAGCACCCCCGGUCCGACAUGCAAUGGGGACUAUGUCGAAGGCUGUUUUAUACAAAACAUCUCAAGCCUGUCUUUUUACUCUCUCAGAGCGAUGUGGAGCGCAGGGCUUGUAUGAGAACAAUCAUAUUAUUGAAUCGAUGGUGGAAACGCGCGGGAUAUCAAUCGCCGAGGGAGAUACCCUAGUGUUAAGUAUUCGAUUGACGUCGGACCUUCUCCUCAAUCAUUACAAGAUACCUCCUGCAAAGGACCCAACCUCCUUCCUAGCUAAACAUGAACAAGGGCUACUUGAUGAGCUUCGCGGGAUGACCAAUAUCAAGUCUGGAGGUCACCAUGGAGAAGACUUCGACCGCUUGAUUUUGCCAAGAUCUCAGGAAUUUGUCGAGGCUAUAGGAUAUCGCAUAGCCUAUGAAGCUGCUAUAGAGGCAGGGGUUCAUUCUGAUUUAGUGUCCCUCUAUGAAAUUUGGGUCAUGUUGCAGGAUCAGAGCUGGUUUGUUCAAUAUGCCGGUCUAACGCGUCAACAUAUGUUCCAGAUGGAAGCUGAAAGACUCAGUGUUGUUUUGCCUCGGUUAGAUGUGUUGCUGGAUGCUACUGGUGCUGAACCGUACUGUACUGCGCCUAUCCUAUCUCAGACAUCGUGGGAGCAGUUUGUUGACAGUUUGGAGACUAAGACAGGAAGUGACACUGAAAACACUGGUCUCUCAAGGGGUGGGAUGGCCAUGCUCUGA